AGAAUUCCACUGAGGAGGCACAAGUCGAUCCGGCAAAGGAUGAGGGAGAAAGGGAUGCUGCCGGAAUUCUGGGAGCACAACAAGUUGGAUCUGAUACAACGUGGCCACAUGCAACAAUGUUCCACACUGCAGACAUCGACUGAACCUCUUCUCAACUACAUGGAUCUGUCUUAUUAUGGAACAAUCAGCAUUGGUAAUCCUCCACAAAGCUUCACCGUCAUCUUUGACACUGGCUCAUCCAACCUCUGGGUCCCCUCUGUCUAUUGCAGCGAUGCUCCCUGCAUGAGCCACACGAGAUUCUCCCCGUCCUCCUCCUCGACCUACCGUUCAAAUAACGAGCGCGUUGCCAUCCAAUACGGAACUGGGAGCAUGACGGGAAUAUUGGGAUACGACACACUGAGAGUUUCUGACAUCACCAUCCGCGGCCAGGAACUGGGUUUAAGUUUGACUGAACCUGGCGGAUUCUUCAACCAUGUCAAAUUUGACGGUAUCUUGGGCAUGGGCUACCAGUCUCUCUCUGCAGAGGGCGCCACCACUGUGCUACACAACAUGAUCUCUCAGCAAGUUAUCUCCGAGCCCCUCUUCUCCGUCUACUUGACCAGGUCAGCAGUGGAUGGUGAGUCAGGAAGUGAAAUCAUUUUUGGCGGUGUCGACCCCAGCCACUACCAAGGCUCAAUCAACUGGGUACCUGUCACACAUCAAGCUUACUGGCAGAUCGAGAUCCAAAGAGUGACUGUCAACGGGCAGGUGGUGGCUUGCAGUGAGGGUUGCCCCGCCAUUAUAGAUACCGGCACCUCCCUACUUGUUGGACCCACCAACGCCAUCACCAACAUCCAACAGGCAGUCGGAGCCACACCUGGUUCCUAUGGCCAGUACUCCAUAAACUGCAAUGAUCUCAGCAGCAUGCCUGAUGUGGUCUUCACCAUCAAUGGAUACGAUUUUACUCUUCCUGCUACUGCCUACGCACUCAAGUCCACCUACUACAACCAGGUUAGCUGCAUGAGCGGAUUUGGUGACACCGGCUCCAACCUCUGGAUUCUGGGCGACGUCUUCAUCGGCGAGUACUACUCCAUCUUCGACCGUGGAAACAACCGCGUGGGUCUGGCCAAGGCCGUUUCUGACAUCACCAUCCGCGGCCAGGAACUGGGUUUAAGUUUGACUGAACCUGGCGGAUUCUUCAACCAAGCCAAAUUUGACGGUAUCUUGGGCAUGGGCUACCAGUCUCUCUCUGCAGAGGGCGCCACCACUGUGCUACACAACAUGAUCUCUCAGCAAGUUAUCUCCGAGCCCCUCUUCUCCGUCUACUUGACCAGGUCAGCAGUGGAUGGUGAGUCAGGAAGUGAAAUCAUUUUUGGCGGUGUCGACCCCAGCCACUACCAAGGCUCAAUCAACUGGGUACCUGUCACACAUCAAGCUUACUGGCAGAUCGAGAUCCAAAGAGUGACUGUCAACGGGCAGGUGGUGGCUUGCAGUGAGGGUUGCCCCGCCAUUAUAGAUACCGGCACCUCCCUACUUGUUGGACCCACCAACGCCAUCACCAACAUCCAACAGGCAGUCGGAGCCACACCUGGUUCCUAUGGCCAGUACAACAUAAACUGCAAUGAUCUCAGCAGCAUGCCUGAUGUGGUCUUCACCAUCAAUGGAAACGAUUUUACUCUUCCUGCUACUGCCUACGCACUCAAGUCCACCUACAACUACCAGGUUAGCUGCAUGAGCGGAUUUGGUGACACCGGCUCCAACCUCUGGAUUCUGGGCGACGUCUUCAUCGGCGAGUACUACUCCAUCUUCGACCGUGGAAACAACCGCGUGGGUCUGGCCAAGGCCGUUUAA
This is a messenger RNA of Amblyraja radiata (thorny skate), 1830 nucleotides long. Its product is annotated as pepsin A-like. Gene Ontology annotation, biological process: proteolysis. The annotation marks the transcript as partial. Lineage: Eukaryota; Metazoa; Chordata; Chondrichthyes; Rajiformes; Rajidae. The transcript is spliced from 13 exons. Gene Ontology annotation, molecular function: aspartic-type endopeptidase activity. The record is from RefSeq and is a predicted model, not a curated record.